Messenger RNA from Poeciliopsis prolifica (blackstripe livebearer), 1079 nucleotides. RefSeq names its product guided entry of tail-anchored proteins factor CAMLG-like. Gene Ontology annotation, cellular component: GET complex. NCBI's taxonomy places the organism in Eukaryota, Metazoa, Chordata, Actinopteri, Cyprinodontiformes, Poeciliidae. The transcript is spliced from 4 exons. The coding region runs from base 207 to 1055 and encodes 282 amino acids. Gene Ontology annotation, biological process: tail-anchored membrane protein insertion into ER membrane. The record is from RefSeq and is a predicted model, not a curated record.
AUGUUCCUGUGAGGCAGCGUUCAGGGAAAAACAACAACUUCCUGCGUCAGUCCCGUUGUCUCCUUUUGAUGACGUCAUCCCCGUGCGCUCGGCCCUCCAUUCUGUGGCGCUUUCCGUGAGGGAUUAAGCCGUUAGAAGCCUUUGUUGCGCCCGCAGCGCGGCUCGGCUCCUGCGCUGUGACCGGGAGGAGGCGGCUGGUGCUGGGCAUGGAGGCCGCGGAGGAGAAGGCGGGCUCCAUGUCUGCGGCUCAGCUCCGGGCGGAGAAACGCAGGAGGAAACUGCUGCUCAACUCGGAGGACAGAAUGAACAGAAUCGUCGGAUACACGAAAAACGAGCCGGAUCACAGCGCAGCCGGCCUGCGACCCGCCGAGCCGCGCUUCCACCUGGACCUGGACAGGUCAGAGCCGUGGUCCUCGCCUUCGCCCAGGCCGUCUCCCUUCCUGUCGGAGGCGCCAGGCGCCCGCUCCCACACCGCCACGCCCGAGAGGCGGGGCUCCCCGCUGCCGGACUUCGGCCAGCCUCGCAGAGCGUCUCUGGAGGGCGACGUGGGCGGCCUGCGCCACAGAGCGAAGGCGGAGCGGCCGUCAGACGAGGCCGGCGGCUCGCCACGCCGAGGCCUGCACCAGUACUUGUCUCGCUUUGAUGACGCCAUGAAGCUUCGGAGCCAGCUGGCCAAUGAGAAGCCGGAGCAGGACGGCGGUUCUGACGUGGAGGAGUUCGAUCCGUUUCGGGUCUUCAGGCUCGUCGGCAGCGUCCUCCUCGCUGUUUUCGUCAGAGUUUUUGUCUGCAAGUACCUGUCAAUAUUUGCUCCAUUUCUGACCCUUGAACUCGCCUACAUGGGAUUGUCAAAAUACUUCCCAAAGGUGGAGAAGAAAACCAAAACCACAGUUCUGACGGCCGCCCUGCUGCUGUCCGGCAUCCCGGCCGAAGUCAUCAGCCGCUCCAUGGACACGUACCGCAGGAUGGGCGACGUCUUCUCUGACCUCUGCGUCUACUUCUUCACCUUCAUCAUCUCCCACGAGAUCCUGACGCUCUUCGGCUCAGAGACGCCCUGACAGAACAAAACCACACCUCCUUCU